AUGCUGCUGAAGAUGUGUAAAGAGGCGGGGACAACAGCUAUCUACACCAAUCACAGCCUCAGGGUGACUGCCAUACAGAAGCUGUCAGAUGCGGGUCUUGAAGCUAGGGAGAUCAUGACAUUGGCGGCUUUGAAGCUGGAUCCAGACCUCAACAGCAACCCAGCUUUUCGUCCUUCAGCUCCACCACCAUACAACUCCACAACACCUAACAAGAGAAGAUGGUUGUUGGAGAGAGAUGGACUCCUGCUGACAAGCCAAACCAACUUGUGGGGCCAGAAGAAGCAGGUGAAAUCAGCCCUUCAACCACCAGCUUCCACAUCACUCCAUGAUUUCCAACCUGGCAACUGGGUGGUGAUAAAGGAUCUAAGAAGGAAACACUGGCACUCCAAAUGCUGGCGAGGUCCAUUCCAGGUGUUCCUGACAACGCAUACUGCUGUGAAGAUCGCUGAGAGAGCAAUGUGGAUUCACGCCAGCCACUUCAGGAAGAUCCCUGAGCCAAUGGAGGAACUCAGCUGUCGACGCAAGGACAAACAACGCAAGGACGGACAAUGCGAGGAUGGACAAUGCGAGGACGGACAACGCGAGGAUGGACAACGCGAGGAUGGACAAGCGCAACAGAGGACGGCAUGAGAAAUAACUCUGUGAAUUCAACAGACACCAACUAGACGUGCAGGACUAACAACACAAAACCUUUUCCCACCAGACUACACCAUGUACCACCUGAUCCUGACCCUAUCAUGCGAUACUGAUAGAGACCUACACCUACAAACCUGCCAAGACUGUCACUCUGACAGAAGGACAAAGUGCAACAUUCACCUGUACUGUUCACCCCGAAAUUUGACAAUCAGGUCAAAUUCACACAUAUUAUGAACGUUAACAAUGCCGAUCAAAAUUCAGCCUCAUUUCACAUUCCUGAUGCCCAUCAU
This is a messenger RNA of Epinephelus fuscoguttatus (brown-marbled grouper), 926 nucleotides long. RefSeq lists its product as uncharacterized. Bases 1 to 630 code for a protein of 209 amino acids. Lineage: Eukaryota; Metazoa; Chordata; Actinopteri; Perciformes; Serranidae. The record is from RefSeq and is a predicted model, not a curated record. The transcript has 4 exons.